AAAGGGAAAGGUGGUCCCAAGAUUAUAAUACCUAUGCAGCGCACAGCACUACUGGCCUCGGCUGCUCUUAGGGUGAUGCAUCCAAAGUUGUAUUGGGCGUCAGUCACUACACAUAUAAAACUUGCCCGAUGGGCAGUAGAAUGUGGCCUCAGUGAUAUGAGCACUUGCCUGCAAUUUUGGGCCUCGGUGUUUAAUUGUGCAGCUGUAAUUUGCAACAGACAAUGUCCUCUUCACCGAGACCCAAGUUCUACUUCCGAAGGGUUUGAUGUCAUGAGCAGUGUCGGCCAUUAUUGUAACAGGCUCAUGACAUUAUCUAACCUCGGUAUUCAGUUGCAAUAUAACUCGGGCACUAUGGUCGGCUGCUCUGGCCACUUUGUCAGGCAUGGUGUCACAUACACUGGU
Molecule: messenger RNA, 402 nt
Organism: Suillus subalutaceus
Lineage: Eukaryota; Fungi; Basidiomycota; Agaricomycetes; Boletales; Suillaceae
Exons: 1
Source: RefSeq, a predicted model, not a curated record